ACCAAAACAAAAAAAAAAUCGUCUGAUGGUGGCUGACACAAACGUCAAUUUCCUUACCGAAUGAAAGUAUGGUUUUUGUGUUGAAAUUUGUGGCUGUUUUCUAAAAAUCUAGCUUGUGGUUCCAAAUUUAUAAGCCAGUGUAUUGAUCCCUUUCCUCCAGUUCGUCAAUUUCGAUUCUCGCAUUCUCCCCACUGACUGUUUUCCUAACAACUUUCCGCUAGGAGAGAUUCUAUCCGAACCGGAAAGCGAUGGAGACCACAGGAGCUCCCCCGAAACAGAAACGACGUCCCCGAAAGCACAAGCCAAAACAGCAGCAGCUCCCGAAGGACGAAGUUCUUCAGCCAGCAGAGACAGUUUCCAAGGAGUCUAAAGCAACGACGGACAAGGAAAACGUGCAACAGCAACUUCAGCAGGAACCGAACGGCCAACUGAACAGAAAUCCCAGCAAACGCAACAGGAAGCGAAACAGAGGCAAAAAGCAGGAAACGAGCGAUCAGCAAAUUCAAUCGAUUGAAUUACCAGAGAUUUUUCCAAACGCACAAGAAUAUGCGUUGGAAAACCAAACGGUUCUGAGAAAGGAAACGGUUCAAACGACUAGUAAGAGUAAGCCUCCGAAGCCGAAGAGGCCAUCGAAUUUCGAGAAGAAUAAAACGAUCGAGAAUAUCGAACCAGAACGAAUCUUUCCUGUUUGUGUCAUUGACUCAAAGAAGUUGAAAUCAAAUACCUCUGCGAUUGAGGAUAUCGGGUUGGAAGAGAUAUUUCCAACGUCUGAGAUUUACAACUUUGAGAAUAAUGCUGUACCGAGGAAGUUGAAAACAAUCAAGGUACAACCGAAGGUUCAGCGUCGAAAGAAGGCACAAAUCAUUGCUGGAUUGCAAGAUAUUGCUUGCAGAGAUAUUUUUCCAACAGAUUCUAAUCGAACUGAACCACCUGUUCAACGGUCGGAACAAAUCAUGGAUCCCCCGAAGACUGAGAAAACACGAGAAGAAGUGAUGGCUGAACGAGAAGCUAAGAAAGCUGCCAAGGCAGCUGCUAAGGGAAAAGGCAAGGAAACCCCAAAGCCAGCUACACAGGCAGAAAGCACUCCUUUGCAGAAGUCAAGUACGGACUCGAGUCUUUCCGAAAAGCUCGACAAACUGCACAUAUCAGAUCCUCCUGCAGCUGCUAAACCAGCUGUCGAGAUGCCUUCACAAGCUACCAAGCAGCUGAGCAAAGCUGAACGCAAAGCACAGUUCGAAGCGCAGAAUCCGAAUUUGGCCAAACCGAAAGCCGAAACGAAACCAGCCACUUCUAAAGCCGAACGACGAGCCCUACAGGAAGCCCAACGAGCUGCCAAAGCAGAAGCCCAGACCAAGAAGGCUGCUCCUGCCCCUAAAGCUAGCACAGAAUCCUCUAGCAAAGCCGCCACUCCAGUAGCGAAAAAGGAAACCACCCCGACAGCUAACAAACAGGUCAAAAAAUCCGUCAAAACUACGGACUCCCCACAGCAGCAACCGCACAUGGUCAAACUGUUCAACCACCUCUACACGAAGAAGUUUGCGGCCUCGGAGAUCGUUAACUCGAGCCAACUGCAUCCAGCCAUUACGACACUGGGUCUGCAGUACGCCGAGGGAGUCAUGGCCGGUUCCAAGGCUCGCUGCUUGGCCUUCCUGAAAGCUCUGACGCAAAUGAUCAACGACUAUGAAACCCCCCCGGAGAAGGAAUUUUCCCGAGGGUUCGAAGAAACGCUGAAUCCGAACAUUGCCUUCCUGCAGAAGUGUCGCCCCUUCUCGGUGUCGAUGACCAAUGCGCUGAAGUACAUCAAGAUGUACACCAGGCAGCUGAACCCCAAGGAUUCGGACUCUGACCAAAAGGUAUGUCUCCAGGAAGCCAUCGAUACCUACGUGAGGGACCAGAUUGAAAAAGCCGAAGAAGCGAUUAGCAUUUCAGUGCAGGACAAGAUCUACGAUGGGGACGUCAUUCUCACCUACGGGUGUUCCUCACUAAUCAAACACAUUCUGGAGGAAGCCAAGUUUCGGCGCAAAAACUUCCGGGUGGUCAUCGUAGAUUCGCGACCGCGUAACCAAGAGCACGAAAUGCUUCGCCAGUUGGUGGCGCAAGGAAUCGACUGUACCUGCGUACUUAUCAACGCCAUCAGCUACGUCAUGCCGGAGGUUACCAAGGUGCUUCUGAGUGCCCACGCGCUCCUGGCCAAUGGAUGCGUCAUGUCUCGCGUAGGAACGGCCCAGAUAGCACUGGUGGCCAAGUCCUACAACGUCCCGGUGCUGGUGUGCUGCGAAACACAUAAGUUUAGCGAGCGCGUUCAGACGGAUGCUUUCGUUUAUAAUGAAAUCGGAAAUCCAAACGACCUUAUCCUGAACUCGGGCACUCGGGAGAACCGAUCUUGCAAUCCACUGGCCGAAUGGGAGUCCAUCAGUCAUCUGACGCCGCUCAACUUGCACUACGACGUGACACCACCAGAGCUGGUGACGGCCGUCGUAACGGAAGUGGCCAUCCUUCCGUGCACGAGUGUUCCCGUCAUUCUGCGCAUCAAGCCCUCCGAAGUUGGAUAUUAAUGGAUGACCUGUCAAGGUAUAACGUAGAUCAUAGGACGCGUUCAAAAUUUUGCGCUAUAGAAAUAAACCAUGCUUGUAAACGGUUGGACGUUAAAUCUUAGAGUGCUUAACUUGUAAAAAAUCCAUUAUUUAAAGUUCUAUCAUAACCAUAUGGCUAAACGUG
Molecule: messenger RNA, 2718 nt
Organism: Aedes aegypti (yellow fever mosquito)
Lineage: Eukaryota; Metazoa; Arthropoda; Insecta; Diptera; Culicidae
Gene: eIF2Bdelta
Product: translation initiation factor eIF-2B subunit delta
Exons: 5
Coding region: 249-2555 (768 amino acids)
Source: RefSeq, a predicted model, not a curated record